AUGGAACCACCCACGGCCUCCUUCCAACAUAAAGAAAAAGACGCCUUUGUCCUGUCGCGCAACGAGAUGCCCCUCCACCAAGCAGACCGCGACACCACCAUCCUCCCCACCUCCAAUGUCCCCGCCCUCCCAGGAACCGCGGCCUCUUCCAUCUCCUCGCAUCGAACAAAUACCCCCCACAGACCGCAAAUUACAUCCUCGAAUUCCGGCACCAAGCAACUCUACAGCAAUGGCAAGGUUCCGAUACCCCGCCAGCGGGCGACCACUGCUCCGCGGUAUAGUCGAAGAGUGCCCAGGGCUUGUCAGUCGUGUCGGCAGAGAAAGACGAAAUGCAGUGGGGAUACGCCAGUGUGCAGGCAGUGUAAGGAACUGAGAAUUCAGUGUGAUUAUCCGGUUUCGUGGAGGGAGAAGACGAAUCGGCAACUGGAGGAUUUAUCAAGCAAAUCACGCGACUACGAAGAGUUGUUGAAGGAUAUUGAGAAUAUCGUUGAUAGUUCGACGUCGGAGCGCAUCAAAGAGGCACUGGAUAAGCACGCAGCAGAGGCUGACCGUUCGUCCAAUGAGCGACAAUCGCAGCCUAUUUCACAAGAAGAUAUCAUGGACGAGCACCCUGACGAUGCAUCCAGCCCUUCAUCCAUCGGUUCGCUGGAGGCCAUUGAACGUGUCGAAGAGGAUCUUAAUCGCAACGAAGAUACACGAGCAACCGGCUAUAUGGGCAAGAACUCCGAAGUGACGUGGAUGCAGAGAUUGCGGAGAGAGGCAGAACAACGAGCCAAGAAGGAACCAGGAACAUACGAACCUGAUGCCGAUAAUGAGAGCGAGUACGCCCUUCACGCCGUCAAUUACCACUUGGAUGAUAUGGAAGUUUCCGUCCCUGGUCCAGUUCAAGUGUACCAGGUGCCACCGCGGCCACUGGCAGACAAGCUCUUUGAGGAUUAUCUGGCAUCGGUUCAUCCUUUCUUCCCGAUAAUCAGUCGCCCGCUUUUCACCAUGCAGUAUCAAUUGUUCUAUGAUCAAUCCGGACGUCCAGGAGAUAAGUGGUUGGCUAUCUUGAACGUGAUCUUUGCGAUAAGCGCCAAGAGAGCUCAUUUAAAACAAGCGCCGUGGCAAGGUGAAGAACACGACCACUUGGUGUAUUUGACUCGGGCUCGGAUCUUGAGUAUGAAUGGUGAUGUGCUGUUUAGUCAUCCAGAUCUUCAGCAAGUGCAAGUGGAAGGUUUGAUAGCGUUUUAUUUAAUCGCAUCAGACCAGAUCAACAGAGCUUGGAGAAUAGCAGCAUUAGCGAUCCGUUCCGCAAUUACUCUCGGUAUCAAUAUGAAAAGUACCAGCGAUUUCACGGCCAGCAUCUCCAAGGAAGCGCGCAACCGAGUUUGGUGGUGUUUGUACACCCUGGAACAUCUACUAGGGAUAAUGACGGGCCGAGCGACAUGCAUUCUGGAUGGCGUCUGCACAACUCCACUGCCUCUCCCGUUUGAGGGGAAUCAGUUGCAGGAGCCAUUGGCAGCUAAACUUCUCAAAGACCUCAGCCUACGCGAAGAGUUUGUAGGAAACGCUAUCGCGAGUUCAUUUAUUCACCUAAUAUCCUCGAAUCCUCCUGGGGGCAAGGACGCCAAAUACACCGAUACACCCCGAGAUGUGACUUGGUUGAAGAGUCUGCCCCCUAACAAUGCGCUCUGCUUCCUUUACUAUGCCGAUUUGGCGAUCAUCUCUCAAGAGAUUGUCAAUCGAGUUUAUUCACCUGACUGCGCCAUGGUGCCGUGGUCACACAUUGAGAACCGGAUUGGGGUGUUGAGGUCACGGCUUGAUCUCUGGUUUGCGAACCUUCACCCAGCAUUCGACUUUACGCGCAAAGAGGAUGAGGGACCCGAUUUACUUCGGGCCAAACUGUUUUUAGCUUUCCAUUUUUAUAGUUCCCGGAUUACGCUUGGGCGUCCAUGCCUUUGCCGCCGCGAUGCGCACCAGAGUGGUCAAGGCAAUGAGAAACCAGCAUUUAGUCACGUCAUGGCUAUGAUAUCCCUGGAUUCCGCGACUAAGAUGCUGGAUUUGAUUCCGGACCAGGCUGAUGCAAUCCAACUCUACGAAAUCGGACCUUGGUGGUGUGUACUGCACUGUCUUAUGCAAUCUGUGACAGUCGUCUUGCUCGAGUUAUCGUUUGGUAGCAUUCAUAUUCCUGAAGAGGAGCAGAAUUUACUUACCACGGCGAAGAAGGGCGUUCGCUGGCUCCACUCUAUGUCUAAAUUCAGCAUUGCAUCGCGUCGCGCAUGGCAGCUGUGUGAUCUGAAUCUGCGAAAGAUUGCCCAAGGAAUGAAUUACGAUGUAAGCGAUAUGCCCACCUUCGACUACGGUCCAGGCGAGGUGACCAAUGGCCAUAAGGACCAGGCGAAUCAGCUGAGCGACUCCUUCAUAACUAACGGCAUUGACAAAGCCGCCCAUCAGCAUAACGGGCAGCUACCGCAUGGAACUGGUCUACAACCUGGUGCGCCGGAUUUUACACUCAUGCCUAAUGGUCCAGGUCCGGGUAUGGGGCUUGAUGGGAAUGAUAUUUAUUUCCCGUACGAUCCGAUUAAUGGAGAUUUUGUUCGAUCUUUUUUCCCGACUUUCCAUACGGAUGAGAAUCAGGAUGAUUGGGGAUUCUGA
Molecule: messenger RNA, 2637 nt
Organism: Aspergillus chevalieri
Lineage: Eukaryota; Fungi; Ascomycota; Eurotiomycetes; Eurotiales; Aspergillaceae
Exons: 4
Coding region: 1-2637 (878 amino acids)
Biological process (GO): regulation of DNA-templated transcription; DNA-templated transcription
Molecular function (GO): DNA-binding transcription factor activity, RNA polymerase II-specific; DNA binding; zinc ion binding
Source: RefSeq, a predicted model, not a curated record